GAACAGGGCCUUCUUUUCCCCCCCUCUGACUCUCUCUCUCCCCACAGCUCAGAGAGAUCGGUCUCUCUCCCCAACAAAGAGAAAAAUAAAAAUCAUAAUAAUAAAAUAAUUCUUCGAAGAACAGAGCAGAGGGAGGAGAGAAAAAUACAAAGAUGAGGGAUUCACGGCGGAGAUGUGGGCCGGCGGCGAAGAAGCUGGCCCUCCUCCUGCUCGCCGCCGUUCUACUCCUCCACGGGACGCGAUCGGAUCCGGAGGACGAGCGGUGCCUGACAGGGCUGGCCCAGUCCCUGGAGGACCCGGGGGGACGCCUCGUGAACUGGACGAAGACCAACUUCGCCGCCCCCUGCAGCGGGUUCACCUCCUACCUCGGCGGCGCCACCUGCAACAACGGCCGCAUCUACAAGCUCUCUCUCUCCAACCUCUCCCUCAGGGGCUCCAUCUCCCCCACCCUCUCCAACUGCACCAACCUCCAGGCCCUCGACCUCUCCUCUAACGCCCUCACCGGCACAAUCCCGCCGGACAUCCAGUCCCUCGUCAACCUCGCCGUCCUCAACCUCUCCGCCAACCGGCUCUCCGGCGAGAUCCCCCCGCAGCUCGCCCUUUGCGCCUACCUCAACGUCAUCGAUCUCCACGACAACCAGCUCUCCGGGCAGAUUCCGCAGCAGCUCGGUCUCCUGGUCCGGCUGUCGGCCUUCGACGUCUCGAACAACAGGCUCUCGGGCCCAAUCCCGGCCUCGCUAGGGAACCGGAGUGGGAACCUGCCCCGGUUCAACGCAUCCUCGUUCGAGGGCAACAAGGACCUCUACGGCUACCCGCUGCCCCAGAUGAAGGGCAAAGGGCUGUCCAUAUUGGCCAUCGUCGGGAUUGGGCUGGGCAGCGGGCUGGCGAGCCUCAUCCUCAGCUUCACCGGGGUCUGCAUUUGGCUCAAGAUCACGGACCGGAAAAUAGCCCUCGAAGAAGGCAAGAUCAGUCAGCUAAUGCCUGACUACUGAGCCCUCAUGGAUUGUUGCACUGACCUUAGCUUGAGGUAAAUAAAUUUGGUGGGGCAUUGAUGAUUAUUGCUAUUGUUCUUGAAGAUUUGCAGAUUUCUCAGCUGGAAUUUGGAAAAAGAGGGUUGAGCUCAUCUCAUCAUUUUUGUCUUUUUCUUUCUCCUUUUUCUUUUUCUUUUUCUUUUUCUUUUUCUUUUUCUUUUUUUUGGGGGUAAAAUUACAAUAGAAAUGCGGGCAAUUUCUAGCAAUUUAGCUGUUUUUCUCCACUAAUUUUGGCACUUUUCUGCCUUUUUUUUGUGUGUCAUUUUCUGUAUCUUUUAGGCGGCAUUUGUUCCCAACGAUCAACAGUGUAAAUUUCCAAAUACUAGGUUAUAUAUGGAACAUAGUUUAUUACGGAUUUC
This is a messenger RNA of Punica granatum (pomegranate), 1390 nucleotides long. The record is from RefSeq and is a predicted model, not a curated record. Lineage: Eukaryota; Viridiplantae; Streptophyta; Magnoliopsida; Myrtales; Lythraceae.